AUGGGCUCCGUCCAAGACUCUCCCGUCGAGGAGUUUGAGGAGUUUACGGUCCUCGUCACCGGCUUUGACGCGUUCAAGUCGGAAUACCCUCAGAACCCCUCGUGGGAGAUUGCCCGCCGGCUGCCCGACUACCUGCCGGCGCGGACAAAGACGGCAUCCUCUACGACAUCCUCUACGACGGCGGCUCCGCCGCCACCGUCUGCUCCCAGUGUACCGCCCGUGCGCAUUGUCGUCUACCCAGGACCCGUCCGCGUCAACUACCAGGCUGUCCGCACGCUGGUGCCCACACUCUGGGACGGCACGCCGACCAAGAUUGACCUCGUCCUCCACAUUGGCAUGGCCGGCCCCCGCCUCCACUACGCCCUCGAGCGCGUCGGCCGCCGCGACGGCUACACGUUGCGCGACGUCGACGACCAGCUGCUCGGCGACACCCCCGCCGACCGCGGCGACCCCCGCUGGCCCUGGUACGGCGUGCCGGCCGCCCUCGAGUCCCACAUCGACCUGGACGACGUGCUGGCCCGGUGGCGCGCGCAUGCGGCGCCCGGCGCGGACCUGCGCAUCUCCGUGGACGCCGGGCGCUACCUCUGCGACUUUAUCUACUUUAGCUCGCUGGCCCACCUGUACCGGCGCGACCAGGAAGCCGGCCACAAGGACGCGCGGUAUGCGCGGCGCCGGGUGGCCUUUUUGCACGUGCCAGCGGCCGCCACGCCCGAGCGGGUGGAGGCCGGGCAGGCGCUCGUGGUGGCGCUGAUCCGGUCGCUGGUGGAGUCGGAGGUGGUGGCCCGGGGGAGCGGCGACACGCCCAAGACGAAGGCGUCGGCGGCGGCGGCGGCUGCGGCGAGUGCGCCGGCGCCGGGGGCAGAUACAGUGACGGGGAAGUGGUAUCGCGACUAG
This is a messenger RNA of Sporothrix brasiliensis 5110, 894 nucleotides long. RefSeq lists its product as uncharacterized. Lineage: Eukaryota; Fungi; Ascomycota; Sordariomycetes; Ophiostomatales; Ophiostomataceae. The transcript is spliced from 3 exons. Gene Ontology annotation, biological process: proteolysis. The record is from RefSeq and is a predicted model, not a curated record. The coding region runs from base 1 to 894 and encodes 297 amino acids.